Messenger RNA from Hypomesus transpacificus, 928 nucleotides. RefSeq lists its product as uncharacterized. Gene Ontology annotation, biological process: negative regulation of double-strand break repair via nonhomologous end joining; double-strand break repair via nonhomologous end joining. The transcript has 3 exons. The coding region runs from base 147 to 710 and encodes 187 amino acids. The record is from RefSeq and is a predicted model, not a curated record. Gene Ontology annotation, cellular component: cytoplasm; nucleus. Lineage: Eukaryota; Metazoa; Chordata; Actinopteri; Osmeriformes; Osmeridae.
CUUUUCGUCCACUUGGUGGCGCUAACUGCUAAUGUACGUUAGUGUUCUUCUGUGGUUGUUCUGUUUCACUAAUGGCAGUGAAUUAAAGAACAAUUUAUGUUUUGUACACUGUAGCGUAUUUACAAAUUGUGUUGUUACUUAAUUACAUGACAGAAAAACCACGGCAACUGCCAUCCUGGAUGGCUGUGGAGGAGAAAGGAAAAUCGGAGGAAAACUGUCGCGAUCAGAGCACAACAAGAAAGAAAACAAAGAAGAAACUAGCUGGGAGGACUGUUUAUUACUGCAUGAACGAAAAGGAGCUUGUUGAAGCAGCCAUUGCUUAUCUUGAGAACAACGCCACCGGAGAAGAACAUGCUCAGCAGGUGACUGUUCCCAGCCAUGUAAAGACUGAGGAUCGCUUUACCAAAGACAAGAGGAGGGUUUCUGAUCUACAGGUCGUAAUGGAGUCGUCAGACUCUGAAGACCAGGAGAGGACACGUGUAUCAGAGACGGACGUAGAUAUUGCUGAGGAGGAAAACCUCCCCUACCGUAGCACCGGCCUCCGAGAAGAGCUGUCAGGGACUGGGGGUCAAAGUAAAGGACCAGGGCAGGAUUACAGUCUGGUGGACCCCAGACUAUUAAGAGAAAAACCAGAUGGACACUCACUGGCACCCUCAACUACAGCAGACGACGAUGCCCUUCAGCUUGUUCGAGAUAUUUUCUUCACCUGAACUUAGCCUCCUGUUGUUUAGUAAGAAUGUGUAGUCUCACAGUUGUAGGGGAAUUUUUGUUUUUACAACAGGACCUGAUGCAGAAGUUAUAUUUUUAUUUGACAGAAAUUAUAAAACAAACACUGAUACAUCCCAAAAAGUUCAUUUUGUAACAUUAAACAAUGACUUCUGGAAACGGAACUGUAAUGUAUUUGCAUAUACAUGUAUUAAUACCUAUA